AGUUCCGGACGAGAUGUAAUGAGGACGGGACAGUGCUAAUUUCCCCCUCUUUUGUGUGUAUUAACAACAGUCUGUUUUAUUCACUGCUCUUAAUUCUCCUUGUUCGUGCAUCGAAGGAGUGGCGUAGAAUAAGAGAAAGGUGGAUUAUUGGAAAAAAGGAGAACAGUAGAGAUGAAAAUACAACAUUUAUUUUCGUGAUUUGGGCAAUGCAAGGGCUGAUUAGGAGACAAUGCCUUCACAGGCUAUCAAACCAACUUCUCUGGGGAUGACGGGAAUGAGGAACAAUGACACCUGGACUGAUGGACUCCCAAUCUGCAAAUUGUCAGGUGUGGGGAUGUCAGCCAACCAGAUGUAUCGAGAAGAUGGAACGCCAUGCUCGGAACAUGAAUAUGAGGACCGCAGCAUUCACUUUUGCCUUGACCGUGAAAAUCACACUUACCUCUAUGGGGUCUUUGAUGGCCAUGAUGGAGCCAAGGCAGCAUACUUUGCAUCCCAGAGGAUGCCUGCAGAAUUGAGUUUCGAGCAGUUGACAGGAAAAACAACAGAAGAGGAGGUGAAAGAAGUGUUUAGAGAAGCUUUCCUCUCAGUCGAGAAUGCUUUCUUAGAGUCCAUCGAUCCGAGAAUUGCAGAACGUACUCAGCUGUUGGACAAAAUCCCCGAUGGAAUGUCACAGUUUGAAGCGGCUCAGAAAUUCCCAGAAACAUUUAGCAGGCUUCAGGCAUUAGACCAGGAAAUAAGAGGAGGGACAACAGCAGUUGUAGCGCUGAUACAUGCAAAAACAUUGUAUGUUGGUAAUGUUGGUGAUUCGAGGGCUCUCCUUUGCAAGAAAGAUAGGUCUGGUGUAUUAAAAGUGAAGCAACUUACAGCUGACCACACAACUAGUAGUCAUGAUGAAUUGCAGCGUUUGGAAUCACUCAAUUUGACAGCAAGCAAAAUUCGAGGAGCAAAGCUUGGAAACCAUGAGUUAACAAGGUGUAUUGGAAACUAUUUCAUGAAAGGAGGUUACUCGGAAUUUGACAUCCUAAGUUCAGCAACAGCAGAGCCUGUCAUUGCGGAACCAUACAUCACAUUCAUGCCUAUUGAUGAAUCCUGCAGUUUCCUCUUGCUGAUGAGUGAUGGCCUCUAUAAUUCUUACAAAGAGGCUACAGGAUCUGAGCAAGUCAACAAAGAAAUUGCACAGAUGGUUGUUGAGCAGUUUGUAGAGCAACCAACUCUAACCAGCAUAGCUCAGACUGUGGUUGACAAAGUAGUCCGUCUGCACCACGAUAAUUAUCUCACCAAGCAGAGAAAUGUGACAACUCGUGACGACAUUACCCUAAUCAUCCGCAACUUCAACUUCCCUCUGCGCAGCGCCCUUACCCCUUCUGCCGUGUCUGGGGGCAGCUCUCCACGCCCUCCUAUCCAUCACAGACCGCACCUGAGGACAGCAGUGAGAACUCCAAACUUGGGGAUCUGCUUGGAGAGUGUGCUCAUUUUCUUAUAUCUUAUAAUUCAUGACUUGUUUGUUAGAGAUAGAAGUCAAGAGAUUUCCAUCAUUAGCCAUGGACUCACAGGACAAGAGUAUCUAGAAAUACUAAUUCUUAAGCAAUUAGGUCCUCACAGUCAGUCAUGGGUUACUGUUGGCAGGACCACUUGUUCAACCAAUGACUGCACCGUGACUGGCAUAGGUCUAGUUACUUCUGCAUUCUCGGACCACCAACUCAGGAUACACAGACAUUUGACUUGA
Molecule: messenger RNA, 1726 nt
Organism: Penaeus indicus
Lineage: Eukaryota; Metazoa; Arthropoda; Malacostraca; Decapoda; Penaeidae
Product: TGF-beta-activated kinase 1 and MAP3K7-binding protein 1-like
Exons: 10
Coding region: 230-1726 (498 amino acids)
Biological process (GO): protein dephosphorylation
Molecular function (GO): protein serine/threonine phosphatase activity
Source: RefSeq, a predicted model, not a curated record